AUUAGCAGGCAUUCAAAAGUAAUCAUUGUGUACCGGUGACAACCACAAAAGACUGUUUUAUCGCAAAAUUCCUCCACAUUGAAUAUUAUUCCCCUACAGUUCCGGCCCUUUACUUCACCCAUCAUGGACCCAAACUCUAUCAAUCCCCACGAAGUUGAAUUAAGAGAACAAGAUCGGUGGCUACCGAUUGCAAACGUUGCACGAUUAAUGAAAAACACAUUACCGCCCACCGCCAAAGUAUCCAAAGAUGCCAAAGAGUGUAUGCAAGAAUGUGUAUCUGAAUUUAUAUCAUUUGUGACCAGUGAAGCGUCUGAUCGGUGUUUGAGAGAGAAGAGAAAGACCAUCAAUGGAGAAGAUAUCUUGUACUCCAUGCAUGAUUUGGGGUUUGAAAACUAUGCUGAGGUGUUGAAGAUAUUUUUGGCCAAGUACAGAGAACAACAGGCGUUGAAACACGAACGAGGUGAAACCAAAAUGACCAAAAAGCAGCUCAAAGCUCAAAGAGCUGCUCAGGAAGCAGAAACACAAGAAGCUGAUACCAUCAAUAGUGAAGAGUUGGAAGAAAACGGUGAUGAGGACCCGAGAACCAAGCUCGAGAAGGUCCACGAGGGUGGCUCCCACACACCAGGUGCCAGUUCGAUAGGAUCGUCCGAAUCAUUCUUCGAGCAGUACGAUGGGGACGAGCCCAAGGCGGCCGAUAAAGAACUUGCGACUCACAAAGAGUACGAAUACGAUAUUGAUGAGCUUGCAAAGCACCUCACCAACGAAGAUCCUGAUAUCAACACAUUGACGGCUGGAAUAGCCAGUACCAAUGAAAACGGAUACUUUUAGAGCUCAAAAAUUCACUUCUCAGCCAUGUUUUAUUAUCUUUAGCCAGUUUAUUUAUCAAUGUAUUUUAUGA
Yamadazyma tenuis ATCC 10573 is the source of this 898-nucleotide messenger RNA. RefSeq names its product Hap31p (gene HAP31). Gene Ontology annotation, cellular component: nucleus; CCAAT-binding factor complex. Gene Ontology annotation, biological process: regulation of transcription by RNA polymerase II. Gene Ontology annotation, molecular function: protein heterodimerization activity; DNA-binding transcription activator activity, RNA polymerase II-specific; RNA polymerase II cis-regulatory region sequence-specific DNA binding. The record is from RefSeq and is a predicted model, not a curated record. Lineage: Eukaryota; Fungi; Ascomycota; Pichiomycetes; Serinales; Debaryomycetaceae.